This is a messenger RNA of Pseudopodoces humilis (Tibetan ground-tit), 1997 nucleotides long. RefSeq names its product homer scaffold protein 2 (gene HOMER2). Gene Ontology annotation, molecular function: G protein-coupled glutamate receptor binding. The record is from RefSeq and is a predicted model, not a curated record. Gene Ontology annotation, biological process: G protein-coupled glutamate receptor signaling pathway. Lineage: Eukaryota; Metazoa; Chordata; Aves; Passeriformes; Paridae.
GCCGCCCGGGGGUGCCGCCGCCGCCGCCGAGAGGUGCCGAGACAUGGGAGAACAGCCCAUCUUCACCACCAGAGCCCAUGUCUUCCAAAUUGACCCCAGCACGAAGAAGAACUGGGUCCCCGCAAGCAAGCAGGCUGUAACUGUUUCCUACUUCUAUGACAGCACGAGAAACAGCUAUCGGAUUAUCAGUGUGGAUGGAGCCAAGGUGAUCAUAAACAGCACCAUCACCCCCAACAUGACCUUCACUAAAACAUCGCAGAAGUUCGGGCAGUGGGCAGACAGCAGAGCCAACACUGUGUUCGGGCUGGGCUUCCCCUCCGAGCAGCAGCUGACCAAGUUUGCAGAGAAGUUCCAAGAAGUAAAAGAAGCUGCCAAACUUGCAAGAGACAGAUCUCAAGAGAAAAUUGAGACCUCAAGCAAUCAUUCACAGACCAGCAUUGCAGCCAAGAUGAAAAGGGAGAUGCAGGAGACACCCAGUGUUCGUUUGUGUGUUGUGCUGCAGGAGUCUGGACGUGAAACACCAUCUUCCACUCGAGCUUCAAGUGUGAAUGGCACAGACGACGAGAAGGCAUCACAUGGUGGCUCUGCUGAGGCACAUCUCAAAUCUGAGAAUGAUAAAUUAAAAAUUGCUCUAGCCCAAAGUUCAUCCAAUGUGAAGAAGUGGGAGACGGAGCUGCAGUCGCUGCGGGAGAGCAACGCGCGGUUGUCCACAGCGCUGCAGGAGUCGGCGGCCAGCAUCGAGCACUGGAAGAAGCAGUUCUCAGCCUGCAAGGAGGAGAACGACCAGCUGAGGGGCAAGAUUGAAGAACUGGAGGAACAGUGCAAUGAAAUAAAUAAAGAGAAGGAAAGAAAUGCACAGUUGAGUAGACGUCUCCAGGAACUGGAAACAGAACUUCAGGACAAAGAGCUGGAACUGGAAGAGCUUCGAAAGCAGGGUGAAAUUAUACCAGAGCUAAUGUCAGAAUGUGAAUCUGUAUCUGAACAAUUGCAGGCUGCUGAGAAAAAGAACAAGGAUCUUGAAGAGAAAGUCAGAACGCUAAGGACAGAAGUUGAAGAGAACAAACAUAGGCAGACCAACCUUAAAACUGAAUUAAAGAAUUUUUUAGAUGUACUAGACGGGAAGAUAGAUGAAUUACAUGAUUUCCGACAAGGACUGUCUAAACUUGGGGUUGACAAUUAGAUGGCAAUAGAUCUUUUUUGUAAUCUAGGGUCUGGAUGUUUGAUGUUUUGUUGAUCCCAAAUGUGUGUUUUACAAAAUAUAACUAGAAUGUUCCACUUGUUUGCAUUGGUUUUGUACAUAGAGGCUGAAAAUUUGCUGUGGGUUUUUGGUUUGUUUUUUUUUGGUGGGUUUAUUUUAUUUUGUUUGUUUAUUUACCAAACCAAUCGUGCUGCUCACUGAAUUCUGUUGAGAUUAGAAACUUUCUAUAUUGCUGCUCUGGCUUUGUGGGGUUGGGAACAGGUAGAGGGUUCUGUCUCAGGAAUCUGGAACUAGACCUACCUUAAAAUGAAUAUGCAGUUAGUUGUUGCAGGGAAAUUUAUAUCUUUCUUAAGGGCUGUUGCAACCAUAGAAACAGAAAAGAAGUCUUUUUCUUGUCCAGACUAUCAGCACUCUUAGCAGGAUUGACUUUAUUCUGUGGUGGAGCAGAGAGAUUAGCUGGAGCCCCUGCAGUUUGUAAAGUGUGCCUGUGAUGAGCUGCAGCCAGGAAAAUCACUUCUCACAGAUACCAGUAUCUUUAGGACCAUGUCAAUCAGGCCUGGUUCACCAAAAAAAAAAUUGCAGUGGAUUUCAGAUAACCUCUGAUAGAGGUUCCAUGCGCUUGCCUGGAUCCAUACAGAACAGUCAACAAUGCAGGAAUGAGUUUCAACUCUUGAAGUCAAGUGUCUUACCAGUCAGUGAGGACAGCUUCUCUUGCUUAGCAGCAUCACCUCUCUCUGGCCUUCAAUUUUGAACCCAUAUAGUUCCAUCAUUAUGUGCAUCUCUGAAAAAUGCCCACCUG